Messenger RNA from Prorocentrum cordatum, 329 nucleotides. The record is from the annotation of a GenBank genome assembly. NCBI's taxonomy places the organism in Eukaryota, Dinophyceae, Prorocentrales, Prorocentraceae.
GAUGGAAGCCGCGCGCCCAGCUCGGGCUGCCAGCGCUGCUGCGGAAGCAGUGGGCAGGCUGCGACCCGAAGUGUGACGUCUUCAAAGACGCCAGCUUCGAGGACAUCGCCGUCUGGAAGGAGCCCGGCCCGCAGCUGGCCGCCGCCGCGGAGCCCGCGCAGCCCGCGGCCGAGUCGGCGGAGCAGCCCGCGGCGGCGGUGCGCGAGCGCAGCUACCCGACGCUGCUGGGCCACACGCGGAGCGCGGAGCCGGCGAAGCCAGCGAGGGCCCUCAGCAAGCUCCCGAACGACGUCGGGAUUCAGGUCGACCCUGGCGACCUCUUGGGGCAG